CGGCACUGUUCGACCAGCGCCCGUACGUAUGGAAAAUGGCGGCCGCCUAGCUGACGACGCAUACAUCUCCCGGAAAUAGUUCUGUAAACCACGCGUGCAGGAAGAGAUUACGACAGAAAGAAAGAAAGGCUAACGGAGCCGUUCGCAUCACGGCAACGAUGGCAAUGUCGAAUCUUUACUCAAAGAUCUCUACUAAGCCAAUGAAGCGUGUACAAGACAACGUCGCGGUCAAACAGACCAAUACUUGGAUGAACGCGGAAUCUCCAAGUAAUACAUCAGAAUCACCACCAUCAGUGAGUCCACUCUCUUCAUCUAUCGUAUUACAACGCGAAGGAACCACAGUAAGUCAGCCAUUAAGUGCUCCCGCAUCACCCUUGUCUUCCUUAUCACCCGUGACCCAGUUAACCUCACCCGGAGAUUGUACUCAAGAUCCCAACUGGCAAGCGACAAAACCUACAGUUCGAGAACGAAACGCGGCCAUGUUUAAUAAUCAUCUCAUGGCCGAUAUUAUAUUUAUCGUUGGCAGUCCAGGUCACACACAAACAAUACCAGCGCAUAAAUAUGUUCUCGCUACCGGCAGUUCUGUAUUUUAUGCUAUGUUCUACGGAGGGUUACCAGAAAAUAAAAGAGAUAUAGAAGUACCCGACGUUGAACCAGCAGCAUUUCUGGCGUUGUUGAGGUAUAUGUAUUGUGAUGAAGUACAACUAGAAGCAGACACAGUUUUAGCGACGUUAUAUGUCGCAAAGAAAUACAUAGUUCCACACUUGGCACGAGCAUGUGUCAAUUAUCUAGAGACGAGUCUAACGGCAAAGAACGCAUGUUUACUCCUGAGUCAAUCUCGGCUAUUCGAAGAACCUAAUCUCAUGCAACGCUGCUGGGAGGUGAUUGAUGCACAAGCAGAAAUGGCACUAAGAUCUGACGGUUUUGUGGAUAUUGAUAUUCAUACGCUCGAAUCCGUCUUAUCUCGAGAGACGUUAAAUUGCAAAGAGAUUCACAUAUGGGACGCCGCAUUACGAUGGGCUUCCGCGGAAUGUGUACGACAAGAUCUUGAACCUAUUCCCGCCAAUCAAAGGCAGUUGUUAGGAUCCGCCUUGUAUUUAAUUAGACUUCCUGCUAUGAAUCUCGAAGAGUUCGCAAACAGUGCGGCACAGACGGAUAUCCUAACGCAUCAGGAAACAAUUGAUUUGUUCCUACACUUUACAGCCACUAACAAACCACAACUUUGUUUCCCUAUCAAGUCACGUCAAGGUCUGAAAACUCAAGUUUGCCAUAGAUUUCAAUCGUGUGCAUACAGGUCAAAUCAGUGGCGAUAUAGAGGUCGUUGCGAUUCAAUUCAAUUCAGUGUUGAUAAAAGGAUAUUUGUAGUGGGUUUUGGAUUGUAUGGAAGCUCGUCUGGUGCUGCGGACUAUAAUGUUAAAAUAGAACUUAAGAGACUCGGGAACGUUUUAGCAGAGAACAACACAAAAUUUUUCUCCGAUGGUUCGAGUAAUACGUUUCACGUAUACUUUGAGAAUCCAAUACAAAUCGAGCCAGAAUGUUCAUACACAGCGAGUGCAAUAUUGGAUGGUGGAGAAUUGAGCUUUUUCGGUCAGGAAGGCAUGUCGGAGGCAACAGUCGGCAGUGUAAAUUUUCAAUUUCAGUGCAGUUCCGAGAGCACUAACGGUACCGGUGUCCAAGGAGGACAGAUCCCAGAAUUAAUCUUUUACGGUCCACCAUCCGACGAUUGACGGAAAAUUGUAACAGAGUUCAUGAUUUAAUCAAGUUCAUCGUUUAGGAAAAGAAGUAUUUAGAUGAUUCAAAUACAUGGGACUGACAUGGGAACAAAAUCUGCUAAUGUUCUGAAAACAUGAGAAAAAGAAAAAUAUUUAAAUUUCAAACUAAAAUAGUUCUCAGAUACUCAAUAUUUGGAAAUGUAUUAAAAUACCAAAUAAAAUAAAAAUUACUUUUA
Messenger RNA from Monomorium pharaonis (pharaoh ant), 1948 nucleotides. It is a transcript of the gene lute, whose product is annotated as BTB/POZ domain-containing protein 6. The transcript has 7 exons. Gene Ontology annotation, molecular function: protein binding. The coding region runs from base 159 to 1727 and encodes 522 amino acids. Lineage: Eukaryota; Metazoa; Arthropoda; Insecta; Hymenoptera; Formicidae. Gene Ontology annotation, cellular component: cytosol. Gene Ontology annotation, biological process: neurogenesis. The record is from RefSeq and is a predicted model, not a curated record.